CGGGAGUUGUCGGUAACAGCUGAUUAGCAUACACAAAGCAACAUGAAAGUCAAUGGCGCAGUUGAUCAGAGAGGAAUUACGGUGAAAAAGUAAUAUAACGAAGCAACAAUUGUUUGACAACAUAAGAUAAACUUUAAAGGAAACUUAUGGUAAGAACUUCAACAUGUGUGAUGUGGCAACUUUCAACCAGAGACAUUUUCAAGGCAGCUCAACAGGUGGGGUCACAGAGAAGGGGAACUUUGACCUGUACUGGAAGAACAAGAAAGAGGGUGGGGAGGGGAAUCCCAUGAACCCCACAUUUAAUCAGAUGGACUCAGGCUUCUUUGACCAGGUCAACUAUUGUGAGAGGUAUGAUGUCAAUGCUAAUGGAGACAAGUUCUCAAAGUUUGAUGACAUUGUGUCCCAGAUAUUGGAAGAUGACAGCUCUCUUUAUGCAUUUAAUCAAAACCUGAAAAAUCUGAAGCUUUCAUUCAGCCAAGGGAGUAAUGGUUCUUUGAGUGUCCCCUCCACCCCUGGGAGUGCCUGGUCUGCAGUGACAGAUGAGAUGCCACCGAAGGCCCAGGACAACAGGUUUGACUUCAGCCUUCCUAGUAACCCAGACUUGUCCACCAUCAACAAUAACCUGUCAGACUUCAGCUCAGACAUCUCCCUAGAGGAUCUAGAAUCACUGCCAGCCAAAACAGACGGACCAGAUCUGGAGCUACUCCAGUCCUUUAUGAUAGAGCAGUCCAAGAAAAGCCUGAAAAAUCCGGCAUAUCUGGAUAAUCACUUAACGGAGGCUUUCUUGAGCAUGUAUGACAUGAAGACUAUGCCCACAGCUCCCCCUCCUCCUCAGACCAAAAAUCUGUCUCAGCAAAGCAUAUCAGGGAAGGAAUCUCACACCUGUCCCCAGUGGCCUCCAUAUGACAACCAGCAUUAUCUCAACAGCCAAUCUAUGACAUCUAACUUCACACAACCAGGAAACUUUUCUCAGUAUGCGAAGACUCAAAACUUACCACAGGGAAAUUUUGACAAGACUGAACUUCCAAAGUUUCCCCCUGAAGUGCCCCCACCUUUGGCUUUUCCACCCAGCAGAAAUCAUAACUUGAAAUCAGAAGCAUUGAAUUCUCCAAGAAACUCAGACAUGAAGCCUUUAAGCUCCAAUGAACAGGGAAAUUUGUUGCAUGCAGGAGUUGGAAAUUGUAGUCAGAGUUUUCAGCCAAUCGAGACAGGGGACAGUAAAAAUGUAUUGCAGCCAAUCCGAGUCAGCACCCAUAAUGCACUGAGUUACCAGGGAUGUGGUGCUUCAGGGCAGAGCACUCCUGUGUCACUGAAUGGAAACAACUACCAGGCAUUUGACAAGUAUACUUUGUCUCCAGUCACCAGUGCACAGGGAUUUGGUGUGCAACCCAAACCUCAGAUCAGGCCACAGGAGAUUUCCCAGUUGCCUGUUUCCUACCAGUCUGUGUUGCCAGGGGAUAAAUCUCAGCAAGGGAGACCCAAUGCUCACAUCUCCCAAGCUUUUAGGCAGAAAGUGGCCAAAAUGACCCUCCCCAGCCCUACACCAGCCAACCCCGAAGUCAAAUACUCACAUGAGAUGACUGACAAGUCACACUCAGUCACUCUUCACAGUCUGACACCCACCAGCUAUGGUGACUCCUCAGCCAAUCCCCCUCUCUACCACAAACGACUCUCCAGGGAUAAUCUGUCAAUGCAAGACUUUCAAACACUAGGUACUGUGGCACAACCACACCAUCCAGCAUUUGUUAAAUACCUGCCAAACUUUAUUGCCCCUCCACACUUCCUUGCCCCCUCUGGUGCCUUACCUAGUGAGGCCUUUGAGUACUACCAUGUGGACCCCUACGGCAGACUGAUUCCCCCCAUGUUGACCCCAGAGAUGUAUUUGGAUGUUCCUUAUAUCUAUCCAGGGAUUCAUCAGGUUAUACCCAAUAUCAGAAACCCAAGGAGAAGUGGUCCAUCAAAUGAACUUCACCUCAAGUUGGAGGAGUGUUAUGAUCAGUUCAGAAACAUUGAGAGAGAGCGGAAAAAGACAGAAGCAGAGUUGGCAAGGCAGAACCCUGGUAAAAAGGUGUCCAGCACCAACAACAUUGUAGUUCCACGCCUACCCUCCAACCCUUCACGUGUAGAUCGUCUGAUUGUUGACUCAUUCAAAGAACAUGCCAGGAUAAUAACCCUGGUGGACAAAAUGGAGAAGUUACGUAAUUUUGUGUUACAUCCAAACAUUCACUCAGCACUGGAGAGAUGGCUGGAAGGAAUUCGUAAAGUUCAGGCCCGCCGCAAGGAAGAGAUAGUAAACGCCACAAACCGCCACAGGAAUGUAGGAAACCGCCACCAGGAGGACAAAGAUGUCCUAGCUUUAGCAGCCAGUAUUGGAGAGCUAACCACUCUAUGUAGAAAGGCAAGAACAGCGAACUGGUGUGCUCUACAAAUGGCUGACAAAGAUAAUGCCCCCCUGGAUUCUCUUGGCUUCGAGAUCAAAACAGAAAUCACCAAGGAAGGAUUCCCUGUGUAUGUGUCACAACAGAAUGUUAUUGAGCUUCAGGAUGGGACGGAGGACACUGAGAACACAGAGAGUAAGGCCAAGGCAGAGGAUAAAUAAACAUCAGGGAAGGCAGGAGAAUUACUGCUGUCAUGGAGUCAGAGAGUUUUUGUGCCAGUCUUUAUUUCUGCUUUUUGUGUCAUUAUUAUUAUUAUUAGCUUUUAAACAUGGUUCAUAGAUAUAGCAUUUACUAGCACUGUUCUAUCAUGCCUGUAGAUUAGAAGCUGCCUGUUUAUUAUAUGAUGUAUUGGAUAGAGGAAAGGUAAUUAUUCUACAUGUAAGUAUUAUCUUGUGUUAAAUCAACACAAAAGUGGAGCAUGUCUUCUUAUACAAGAAUGCAUAUUUACUAGUAGUUGUCUCACAACUUAAAAUGGCAGAAUAGAUGGACUUAAUUUGAAUUCAUGAAAUAAAUUUAAUCGCCGUAAACUUAUUUGCAUUGAAAAGUUCAGAGAAUAGACUUUUUUUGUACAUGUAUCUCCAAUAGUUUAUUCCAAGAUAAUAUUCAAAGUGUUGGACAAUGAAUUAUAUGAGUUUUGUCCACAAUAUGUACAUGUAUCAGUGGUUGUAUAAAAUAUGAAUGAAGGAAUUGUAUUAGGUAUUAUUAAACAUGAGGGUGACCACAAGUCAAAUUUGAGAGUGAUAAUCUGAUAGGUGCUACUUUUAAUGGUGAUUCACCCUCUGUCAAACCAAGGUUAAGUUCUGCACCAGCAAUGCUUAUAAUUUCCUCUCUUUUUUUUCAGUGUUUGAACUGCUUGCAUUUGCAGUAUAUGUACUAAUUAUUUCAUAAUGUGAUGAUUAUUUGAUUUUCUUGGUUGAGUUCACAUUGGUGAAUGAAUUGAUUGAUUAACUAGUUAAUGAAAAUGAUGUAUUAACAAUGACAAUGAAUUUUACAUAUCAUACUUUUCUCUUUGAUUCUAAGUCAAAUUUAGGCUUUGAAUACUUAAUUAUGAAUUGCUGGUGGUACCUUGAUGAUCUUCCUCUUUUCAAUGCAUGGGUAUAUGAUUAGUUCCGAUUAUCAUUACUCAAUAUUGUAUUAUCAUUGUAUUUGAUAUAUUACUAAAUUAAUUAUCAGGAAUAUACAAUGUACUCUGUGAAUGUAAAGAUUACAUGAGUGUAGUUAGUUCAGAUUAUGAUAUAUUGUUUUCCCACUUUCAGAUACUUCAAACACCUUACUGUGUGUUGAAAUUUCAGCUUUGUUAUAAAAGUUACAUGUAAUUUUAAAAAAUAUAAUUGUUGUAAUGAAGCAUAAUUUUAAAUUCAAGAGAUUUUUUAAUAUCAAUUACACAAGUUGUAUAAGAAAAAACUAUAAUUGUAUUAUCAGAUCUGAGAAAUUUGUACAUAGCAGAUUUUCAUUGUGUAACAGUCCCCUAACCUACACAUGUUGUAGGUGGUAGACAUCAAAUGGCAGAAAUUUUGCAGUUGUUAUUUUUGCAAACCAUGACUGUACUGUGAUAACUGUAUUUGGUUGAUGCAUUUUUUGUUUCGUUGACAAAUUAUUUAAAAAAACAAUUUUAUCCUGCUUUAUUUGAAUCUCAUUUUUCUGCACAAAAUUCAUGUCAUGUUGACCAAUCCCUAUUAUUAUGAUUUUUUUUUUUUUCAAUUAAUUAAAUGUGAUAUGCAGUCUUGAGACAAUUGUAUACAAAGAAAAUAACAUUAGAAAAAGGUAUCAUUCCAGUGCUUACAAUUCACAGUCAUAUUUAUUGUUGUUGGUUGUGUGUUUUCAUUGUAUUUGAUCAAUAUUGUACAUUGUAUUUGUAAUUCUAGCAAUGAUGCUUGUAUAUUUUUAUACUGUGUGCUUCAAAUGAAAAUGUAAAUAGUUCUUGUAGUGAAGAAGGGCUUAGAAAAAUGUGCCUAAAAUUUAGCAAUCAAAGAUUGGGCUCAAAAUGAGUACUUUAAACCAGGACUCGAGGUAGGCUGUUUCUAUCAGCAGAUAGUGCUUAAUAAGAAAAAAAAAAGAAUAUGAUAAGUUAGUUAUGAUUAGAUGGUUAUGAUAAGUUUGUUAGUCCAAAUACUGGCAUUUUUUGCAUGAAUAGAGAUGACACUUAUUGUUUGUAAAUGUAGCUGAAUUAAUGGCCAUACCCACUGUUUAUCAUAUCCAAUACUAUUUAACAAACUGACAGGUGUACUGUCAAAACUUUUUUCUAUACUGCUACAAAAAAUUUUGCUCAGAGUUAAUACUAAAAACUUAGUGAAUUUAUCAAUAUCCAGAGCUGCUGAGAGCAGUCUUACAUAUCUUAUAUAUCUCUUGUAGUGUUCAGGUCCUCUUUAUUUAGUUCUGUCUAAAUUAACCACAGCAAUUAAUCAUUUAAUUAGUACCUUAUAAUUUUUAAUAAUGAAAUUAGCAACACUGUAGUAGAACUAUUAUUAAUAUGUAUAUGUGGUCAACUGCCGCUGCAUGUUUUUACAGUAUUCUGAGAGACAAUAUCCACAAGAAUCAAAAACACUGGUAUUACUUGAUAAGAUAUAUUUUUAUAAUCAGAUUCCCUAGUCAGUAGUCUCCCUUUAAUACCAUGCUAUUUAUGAUGUUGAUGUGCAAUUUUUAUUUCUCCCACAGGUUGACAAUUGAUCAAUAAUCAGAUUGAGAUGGAGUGUUUUCUUUUUCUUUAACUUGUGUUGCUAUUGAAUUGACAAAUCCUUAAGAUUUUGGAGGAUAUUGUGAUUUUGUUUGCUUUGUUGAUGAGUGCUAUAUUAGUGCUAUAUAAUUUAAUACUGCAGCUUUCCUCUGUCCCUAUUUAAAACCCUACCCCUCUUUCCUACUCUCCCUCCCCUAUCAUAUAGUCUCCAGUACCACAAGUUGAUCUCUGGUCAUUACUCAAAUUCUGUUUGAUAUGCAAUACACAUGUUCUGCUUCUUAUAGAUCUUAAAUGUUUAUUGGUGCAACUAAAUUUCUAGUCUCAUAACAAAUGAUUAGAAUGUCUGUAGUUUUCAUUUUCUGAUUUUCAAUGUGUUUGUCAUACAUGUUUGUCAGUUUGAAAAGCACUGAGUUUGUAUUUAUUUGAUUUUGGUGGCAAUUUUUAAAGCUUUUCAAUUUUGUGUAUUAUGAUUUAACCAUUUUGGUGAAAAAUAUCCAGACUGGGAUGUUUUUAUUUUAAACCACUUGACUCUCCAGAAAGUUUAUUGCAUAAUUAAGGCUUAGCUAAAGAGAAAUGUUUAAGUAAUAUAUCAGGAAAAGAAUUUUACAUGUUUGAAUUUUUAAGGAUUAAUAUUGAAAUAAAUGAAAAAUUGACAAGCACUCCAAAAUAAUGUAAACAGCUGCAUGUAUACUUUUAAAAUUGUUCCCAGAGAGUAUUAUUUAUUGAUAUGAUUAAACUUGAUAUGGAGAAUAAUAUUUGGACAGUAUUAAUGGAUAUUUAUAUAUUUCCCAACUCUUUGUAUUUAAUGUAAUAUCUGCAGAAAAUAAGCAGAAACAUAGGAAAGGCAAUGAAAAAUGAAGAGAAAAACUUCAAAAGAUGUUAAUACCAUUUGUUUUUCCUUAGGUGCUUCAUUUUAAACUAGUGCUUGUUUGACUAUAUUUUUGUAUCUAAUUGUGUGAUAUUUUCAACAUAUCUGUAUAUUGCUAAUCAAGCUUUUGAAUGUCUUAUUCUCAUUUAACUUGAUUAAAUUUUAGCCUCCAUAUAAACAAAACAGAGAACUACAUAGAUUUGCUAGAUGUGUUCAGUAUUUAUAAAUCCAUGUAUAUAUUCACAGUUCUGUAUGUAGAGCACUGAUAUUAGUUAUGGACCAAUGUUGUUACAUUAUAUUUACUUGUUUAGCACAGAUAACACAAGUCUUUAUGUAUGUUGUAUUUAGCUUAUAAUCGUUAUAGUUAUUGGUGUUUGUGAUAUUUUGUGAUUCUUACUUAAAAGUUUGUAUAUAUACUCAGAAUUAUUGCAUGGUGAUAUAUAUAUUUAAUCUAUGGUUAGUUUGUUUUUAUCUGUAGUUAGUGUUUUCUCAGGAUAACAGUGACAGUGUUUGUCAAUUGUAUGUUGUCCUUUAAUAACUAUUGAUUUGAUUUUGUUGCAACAAGAGAACAGCUUUUUAUUGCUGAAAAAAAAGAGAGCAAUAUUUCACUUGAGAUUCUAGAAUAACAUGAAUUGUAUUACAAGUGUCUUUAGAAAAAAAAGACAAAAGGGAGUUAUUUUGUAUGUUAAUUUGUUUUGAUAUUUUGGUAAUCUUUUAGCUGGACAUAGUAAGACACUAGGUCAGUUUACAAUGGUUGUUGUACUUUGAAAUAUUAGUGUUGUAUCAAGAACUGUAACUCUGUAUUAGGCAGACACAUUAUAUGAUGCAAGAGGUUUACACAGAAUAGCAGAUUGGGUUAAUGAAAGGAAAUGAAAUAUUUUGUGAUGAUUUUAAUGGAUUAAGAUUUCUCGAGUAACAUUCUUUGCUGUUUUGAACUUAAGUAUUUAGCCAUGCAAGAUUAAGAUGACAAAUGUAACUAUUUAAUUUAGUUUAAAAAAUGAUUUUGUAGAAAAUAAUUGUACAGAGAGAUUCAAGAAGAUUAUUUUUUUCUUUUAUUGUGAUACAACUACAGAAUAAUGGUGCAAAUAUAGGCAUCUGAUGCAAAUUUUGAAGUCUCAAGGCUGGUAUUGUAGAAAUAUAUAUACACUGUAUAUAUGUAGUAAAUGGGUAUUUUAGCCAAUUACACAGUAUGUAUUUAGUUUCAAGUUUAUAAUAAUCAUGUUUUGUUACUUAGAUUUUUGUGAGUUUUUAAUAUCAGAUAGAGUUUAUUUUAACGGUGUCAUUCUUUGGUAUUUUUUUUUGUUUUUUAGCCUUGUGUUGGUGGUAGUAGUAUCUGAGGUUAGAUUUUUCCGCAAUUUUUAAACUAAAUAUAUAUUUGCUUUUGCAGUCAUGAAGGAAAUUUAAUUUUGUUUUGGUCAUUAGUCUAAUUAAAAAUAGAUGCUCUGUGGUAUGUCUUUAUAAACAGGGUUCUACAUUAUGUAGUAGGUUCAUUGAAGAGGUUGACCCUGUGCUUUUAUUUAUAGCACUGUGUAAUGUAAAAGCUUGAUUGUAACUCAGUAAUCUGCUUAGCUUCCUGCGUUGCCAGGUUUCCUAGAUUUGAUUAAUGUUCUUUGAAACAUAAUGCUCAUAUCAUGCCAGAUAUAGUUUAGAUAUAACCAUGACAACAGAUCUAACCUCAGUGCCUGACUAGAUAGAGAAAAGGGAUUUCCAAUGGGUUCAUUCUAAGCAUCUCAUUCUACCCCAGGGAUUUAUCAUGGAAUCACUUUGUCAUUUUUCUCUAACUACACUUGUUAUUUCAGUUUUGUGAAAGAAAAAAGACAGCAUUAAUUUUUUAUUCAAUAUGAAUUUUAUGAUGAUAAUAAUCAAAGAAGAAAGAGUAGCCCUCUAGAUAAAGCAGUAGUAAUUGUCCUAAAUUUUAAAUGAUGGAUAGAGAAAAGACUACAAAUCUGGAAUUUAUGCAAUAGGAUUCUAGGAGAUGGAGGCAUUGUCUUUUUAAUUCAUACUCUAUAUUUUUAUUGUUCAUUUGUCCCUUGAAAAUAAGUACAUGCAUAAUAUUUGAAUAAUUUCAGAAAUCAAAUGUAAAAAGAAAAAAAUCAGGGAAAUUUAUCAAAUUAUGGACUUGUGUCAAGGUAUACAGGGUUUUGAAAUUGUCAUUUUUGUAUAUUCUUUGUAUUUUUAUGAGGAAAAAAAAGUGAUAUUGUGAUGUUGUCCAAUUUGGUGAAUACUAAAGUUAUCCAAAACUUUUAUUUUAGCUUAAUACUUAACUCCAGUUUGCGUAUGUAUUUUAUAUAUUGUUCAUGUUUCAAAAGGGAAAAUAUUUGAGAAUUUAUUAUCUUAACAUCACCACUUGCCAUUAAAACUUUUUCAUCGGUGCCAUACUUGGUCAAACUCAGCAAAUCUGUUCAGAAUUUUCUGAAAGUCUGUUCCCAAGGUUAUGGGUCAGAAAAUAUAUAGUUCAUUUUAAGUACAAGUUGUGAUUAUUUUUUAACCAGUCUUUCUAGUAAAAAUACUGAUAGAUGAAACAUUUGCAAUAAUAUUUAAAUUUUUAUUAUCUUGCAUGAAAUAGUGUUCUUGUCUUCCAAAAGACCUAACAGUAAUUAUAAUCAUUUUCAUUAUUUUUGGGAAGGAACCCAGAAGAAAUGGCUGGAGUUUUUUAACACAAGCAGAAAGCACUGAUUUGUGUUGUUUGGUGCACACAUGUAGUUAGUAUUUUAUGUAUUCAAAUAUUUACUUUUUUCUUGAUGUUCUUUAGUGCUACAAGUAGAAGGAUCAUGGAACGAAUAGAUUGUAUGAUAUAUAUACAAGAUUUGGUCACCACAUAUCAUCUGAGGUCUGGAAUUUCUCCUAAUGUACAUCUUGAAUUCCAAUUCCUUUAUUCCUUGCAUUCCUUAAACAAAAAAAAAUUCUGAUUUUUUAAAUACUUAAUUUUCAAGUCUUUUAAGUUUUCAGUAUCAAAUAAAGGAUUAGAAUAAUGUCAAAAAUUUUCUGGUAAAUGCAAUAAAAGUGUGCCUUAACUUUCAGUAUUACAAGCAGGAUUUGAUUUGACUUCUAUAUUCCUAACUUCCUGAUUUGUGGAGAUUUGGCCAAGACAGCAGGACUUUGCAUUAUUGCUCUAUGCCAAAGAUGUGAUUGAUAUUGUAUGUAGAUGACACUUGUGUAUUUUGGUGUACAGCUUAGUAACUUUUAGGUACUAGGUGUAAUUUAUGUACAGCUUGACAACACUAGUGUACUAUGUGUAUUUUGGUAUAGAGCUUAGAUUGACAAUAGACUUUGUAUGUAAAUGAAUUAAGGUUGGUUAGAGGAACAAGAAAUUUUUGUUUGAAGGCAUUGGCUUGUAAUAGUAGACUGUGAUAAUUUGUUCAGUUAUAGUUUUUUUUUUCCUCUGUAAAUGAUUCUAUGAUCAAGAAGGCUCUCAUAGCAUGAAAUAAUGAAACUCUUCAUGCCUACCUCUGCAAGUUAUGAAUGCAAUAAGAUAAAAUUCUAUUUGUUUUAUGCCAGAGCAUAUAAAACAUUGUUGAAGUUUGUUUUUUCAUUGUUUGGAUUUUUCAGUUGAAAUUUAUCUUCAGGAUGAAAUUAGAUCAAUCAAGAAUGAACUUGUUAAUUUGAAAACCUUUUUAACAAACUGGAAAGGGGUUGAGUUUAAAAGAUGAAAGUGAUUGGAAUGUAGUGUUGAUGAUUACUUUUCAAAGUACUUUUUUUCUAUCAAUAAAUUGUUUUCAAUAUGAAAAAA
Molecule: messenger RNA, 9710 nt
Organism: Saccostrea cuccullata (small rock oyster)
Lineage: Eukaryota; Metazoa; Mollusca; Bivalvia; Ostreida; Ostreidae
Exons: 10
Coding region: 164-2599 (811 amino acids)
Biological process (GO): female meiosis I; meiotic cell cycle; male meiosis I
Cellular component (GO): nucleus; cytoplasm
Source: RefSeq, a predicted model, not a curated record